CGGCGCGAGCUCCUCCUUCUUCCCCCCCACGCGCGGCUGAGGUGGGGCGCGAGCCAGGUUGAGCAGCAGAGCCUCGAACCUCCAACUGCCCCAGUCCCGCCAGACCGAGAGCCCGGAGCCGCGCGCGCCAGGCCGAGCAGCGGAGCCCCGACCGCCGGAUUCGCGCCCUCCGCUCCCCUCAGCGCCGCCGCCGCCAUGGCCGAAGCUGACAUUGGUUUGAUUGGACUUGCUGUGAUGGGUCAGAACCUUAUUUUGAACAUGAACGACCAUGGCUUUGUGGUUUGUGCUUUUAACAGGACGGUUUCCAAAGUGGAUGACUUUUUGGCCAACGAGGCCAAGGGAACCAACGUGAUCGGUGCUCACAGCCUGGAAGAGAUGGUAUCUAAGUUGAAGAAGCCCCGUCGUAUUAUGUUGCUGGUGAAGGCUGGAGAGGCAGUGGAUGACUUCAUCAAUAAAUUGGUGCCGUUAUUGGAAGCUGGAGACAUCAUAAUUGAUGGUGGGAAUUCUGAGUAUAGAGAUAGCACGAGGCGUUGUAACGAACUACGGGAAAAGGGCAUCUUAUUUGUUGGAAGCGGUGUUAGUGGUGGAGAGGAGGGUGCUAGGAAUGGUCCUUCACUCAUGCCAGGAGGAGCCAAAGAGGCUUGGCCUCACAUCAGGAACAUAUUUCAAAGCAUUGCUGCCAAAGUGGGAUCUGGGGAACCUUGUUGUGACUGGGUGGGAGAGGAAGGUUCUGGACACUUUGUGAAGAUGGUGCACAAUGGGAUUGAAUAUGGAGACAUGCAGCUGAUCUGCGAGGCCUUUCACCUGAUGAGAGAUAUGCUGGACAUGGAGUACAAUGAGAUGUCACAGGUAUUUCAGGAAUGGAAUAAGACAGAGUUGGACUCUUUUCUGAUUGAAAUCACAGCCAAUAUUCUCAAAUUCAGAGACAACUAUGGCAAAUACCUCCUCCCAAAGAUCAGGGACAGCGCAGGACAAAAAGGCACGGGAAAGUGGACAGCCAUUUCCGCCCUGGAAUAUGGAGUCCCUGUCACACUCAUAGGUGAAGCGGUGUUUGCCCGGUGCCUCUCUGCCCUCAAGGAUGAGAGAGUACAUGCCAGUACGGUGCUGAAGGGGCCUAAAGUGACUGAGUUUGCUGGGAACAGGAGCGACUUUCUGGAGGAUGUACGCAAGGCCCUGUACGCUUCCAAGAUUGUCUCAUAUGCACAAGGCUUCAUGUUGCUGAGACAAGCAGCCAAAGAAUUUGGCUGGACGCUGAAUUACGGUAGCAUUGCACUGAUGUGGAGGGGAGGCUGCAUCAUCAGGAGUGUGUUCCUGGGAAAAAUCAAAGAUGCUUUUGAUCGGAACCCUGAGCUUCAGAAUUUGCUGUUGGAUGAUUUCUUUAGGACAGCUAUUGAAGACUGUCAGGACUCCUGGCGCCGUGUAAUCAGUAUUGGAGUACAGAUGGGUAUCCCCAUGCCUUGCUUCACUACAGCACUUUCUUUUUAUGAUGGGUACCGGCAUGAAAUAUUGCCAGCUAACCUGAUUCAGGCUCAGCGUGAUUAUUUUGGGGCACAUACGUAUGACAUGUUAUCGAAGCCAGGUGUGUUUUACCAUGCUAACUGGACAGGCCGUGGAGGAAAUGUGUCCUCCACUAGGUACACUGUGUAAUCACCAUAUCUCCUCUUGAAGCCAAGAUACUGUAGAUCUCAGAUGUUCUUCCUAGAAUACCACUUUUUACUGUACUAUGGUAGAACUUGUGUUUGAACACCUUUGUAAUAACUCGUGGGUAUAUUAUAUAUACACAUAUAUAUCUCAAAAAAUAUAUAUCCUAUAAGAAAGCUCAAUAAAUUUGCUUAUAAAUGCA
Molecule: messenger RNA, 1843 nt
Organism: Cuculus canorus (common cuckoo)
Lineage: Eukaryota; Metazoa; Chordata; Aves; Cuculiformes; Cuculidae
Gene: PGD
Product: phosphogluconate dehydrogenase
Exons: 13
Coding region: 196-1647 (483 amino acids)
Biological process (GO): pentose-phosphate shunt, oxidative branch; pentose-phosphate shunt
Cellular component (GO): cytosol
Molecular function (GO): NADP binding; phosphogluconate dehydrogenase (decarboxylating) activity
Source: RefSeq, a predicted model, not a curated record